Molecule: messenger RNA, 1611 nt
Organism: Actinia tenebrosa (Australian red waratah sea anemone)
Lineage: Eukaryota; Metazoa; Cnidaria; Anthozoa; Actiniaria; Actiniidae
Source: RefSeq, a predicted model, not a curated record
UCCAUUCAGUGAUCCAUAGCAUUAGAAGGAAAAUAAGUGUUAAGAUCAGUAGUAAGUCAAGUUCAGUCGCGGUAAAAUUAUGAACAUGUCACAAGCUAAAACCGGGUUUCUUUGGCUCUCCAACCCACCCUACGAUCUUCAGAAACACAAGCUACGUGUUGUUGCCUAUACUGGGAUGUCUGAUCCCUUCGUUGUGUUUUAUAACGAAGCUACGUCUGUGUGGAAAAAACCUUGUGCUGUACUCCGACUGCUACACGAGUGUAGAGUACAAGAGAAUAAAGAUCUAAGCUUCGUUGUCACUCCUAUGGGAGAGAGAAUUGGUAAUGGACCCACGUCACUGACGUUUACUGCUCAAAAUGAACAAGAAAAAGACGAAUGGGUUCGGAUUUUUAAAGACUUCCAAAAAGAGCCAAGAGGGCUGAAAAACUUUACUGAACGAAAAAAGAGUUYACCUUGCGUGCCCAAACUGGCAGCCAUUGAGGAAAUAGAAGAAAGCUGGGAACAAAGAAAGCGAAAGAGAAGUUUGAUACUAGCAUGAGAUGUAUUGUAUGGCGUCUUUCACUAGAAACUGAAAAUAAUACAAAACAUCACGUACGAGUGACGGUGGUUCGCGUCAGGUCUUAAGGGUGUCAAUGUGAGCAAACGAAACUAAAUCUAGUAUUACGAGAUACAAUUAAGGCACCUACAGAACUAAAACUUGCUGCAAGUGGUUAAACAGRAAUCAUCAAAGAAGGCAUUGGUAAAGAGAUGAUAUUACCACAUCACGUACUCAUCCGCGUGGAAGGUUGUUGUGUGACUCACUGCCAAGCACUCGAAUCUUCYACAGUGUGAAAGAACUUUUAAACAAUCCAGAAAGCACGAGCAAAAAUGUACAAUCAAACGGUCAUGAAACAUUUUUCUUGUUGAAUUUUUGUAAAUGUUUUUGGUUCGAAAAUUUGGAAAGAGUUAGUUGAAUCUUUUCCAAUAAAGAGACACUCAGUUAUGCAAACCACUCGUGACCCUGAUUUUGUAGACAAUUUAGUUUCGAGCGGUGAGUCAUUAACCAAAUAUGUAAAUUUAGUCAUCAAUAUUUUUGCAGACAAAGAAUUAAGGAUUAUUUAUYGAAUUGUACAUAGCUUAACUUGUCAAUAUUUGAAUGUAAAUACUUAUCAGAGUAUCAUUGUGAAAGUUGUGGAUWAAAAUUAUAUUUUUAUAAAAGACUUACGGCAUUGUCUAGUGUCAAUUCAUGGCUCUUAUCAGAGUUCUUAUUAUGAAAGGUAACCUCGGUUGAACUGAUGUCGAUGGAUAUCACGAUGUAAAGUUAUAAGAACAAACGUGGAAAGAUGUCUGGUCUCUAUUGUCUGGAAUAGCAAAAAAGGACAGUUUGUUCGCUCGACUGCUAAGUUUGACAAAAUGUUAAAAGAAACACAACGUCAGUUUGAUGGGCGUCAGUGCCAUCAGUGUACCAUCUGGACUAUCUUGUCUCAUAGAACCGCUGGAUCACAAACCGUACCAAGUGACAAUAUGUCUUGACGACUGACUAAAAGUACAAUUGAAUGACCUGGUUAAAUAUGAAAUAUUGGUAUUGCAUARUACAAAACAGCCAAUAAAUAGUUGUUGUAUACUCGUGAA